This is a messenger RNA of Lepisosteus oculatus (spotted gar), 1581 nucleotides long. The record is from RefSeq and is a predicted model, not a curated record. Lineage: Eukaryota; Metazoa; Chordata; Actinopteri; Semionotiformes; Lepisosteidae.
AAACGUAGCACUUACGAAUAAGUUGGGUUUCAUCGUUUGUGCUGUCUGUAGGGGGGCCAACUUCACGGAGCUGCCUUAUCGAUGCCUCUUCUGAGUCAACCUAAACGAUACAUCACGUAAACUGACAACUGAAGUAUCCAAUUGUAUCUCCGCACAGUUUACAGCGUCCAAUCAGUUUUGUGUAGAGGUUGUCCUGUGCAAGGUAGGUGGGCUUAACAGCCUGAGAUAAAUUGGUCCGGUCUCAUACCUCAGGCUUGGUACAGCGGAGGUAGUAGCUGCUGUGGUAAGAGCCAGUCAUUAAGUUGAAUGCUCCGUGAUUUGGGUUUAUUCCUGUGCAGAGCACAGCGCACUGCUUAACUUGUACGAGGCUUCGUUCAUCUCCUAACAAACAGCCACCUAUGGAAGAGAUGGAAGAAGAAUUAAAAUGCCCUGUUUGCGGAUCGUUUUACCGGGAGCCCAUCAUAUUGCCGUGCUCCCACAAUAUCUGCCUGGCGUGCGCUCGGAAUAUUUUAGUGCAGACCCCAGACGCCGAAUCACCGCAGAGUACUCGGGCUUCUGGCUCGGGGGUUUCCGACUAUGACUACCUAGAUUUGGAUAAAAUGAGUUUGUACAGUGAGGCGGACAGCGGCUAUGGCUCGUACGGAGGCUUCGCUAGUGCCCCGACCACCCCUUGCCAGAAAUCCCCGAACGGGGUGCGGGUUUUCCCCCCUGCCGUCCCUCCUCCUCCUCCCCAGCACCACCUGCUACAGCACCCCGGCUCUCUGCCUCCCAUCCCUCGCAACUCCUGCAUCACCUGCCCGCAGUGCCAUCGAAGCCUAAUCCUGGACGACCGGGGGCUCCGCGGUUUCCCCAAGAACAGGGUGCUGGAAGGGGUGGUCGACAGGUACCAGCAGAGCAAAGCGGCCGCACUGAAGUGUCAGCUUUGCGAAAAGAGCCCCAAAGAAGCUACUGUGAUGUGUGAGCAGUGCGACGUCUUCUACUGCGACCCUUGCCGUCUGAGAUGCCACCCUCCCCGGGGCCCGCUCGCCAAGCAUCGCCUCGUACCCCCGGCUCAGGGGAGGGUUAGCCGCAGACAGAGCCCCCGAAAAAUUUCCACCUGUACCGAGCACGAAUUGGAGAACCACAGCAUGUACUGCGUCCAGUGCAAGAUGCCUGUGUGCUACCAGUGUCUGGAAGAGGGCAAGCACUCCACGCAUGAAGUCAAAGCGUUGGGGGCCAUGUGGAAACUUCACAAGGGCCAGCUGUCUCAGGCUCUGAACAUCCUGUCGGACAGAGCCAAGGAGGCGAAGGAGUUCCUGGUGCAUCUGAGGAACAUGGUUCAGCACAUCCAGCCUGCAGAUGCCCCAGAGACGCCCUUAGUGACAUCAGGUUGGGGAGCAUUGCAGGAGAAUGGGGUGGAGUUUGAGGCCUGCCUGGUGGCACAGUGUGAUGCUCUCAUCGACGCACUGAACAGGAGGAAAGCCCAGCUGCUGUCUCGGGUCAACAAGGAACACGAGCACAAACUCAAGGUCAGGAACCUGAGAAAGAACAGCUUUUUGGCUACUUGUGCACAUGCUGUGUGGUGUAAGUCUCAUCUGGACA